AUGGCAUCUGUUAUAGUGGUCGAGAAUGACUUGAAGGAUUCCGCCAGGGAAUAUGCUCAAAUUAUUGAUGCUGCCAACCAAAAUAAGGAAUUUUCUGAAAGUUUAGGAAAGUUCUUUAAGGAUGGUUCCGAUGAAAUCAGCAACAAAUCAGAAUUAAUUGAUGAGCUUUACAAAGGAUCAAGCACUGGAGUGUUGUCCAAAUUGACAGACAAAGAAUUCGAACCUACCUUCAACCUUUUGGUCUACCUUGUAGGAGAAAUUGCUGGCAAACAAGCAUGGGAUGAUUCCAAAUCUCCUCUCUUCCAAAUCUUACUUGACACCAACCCAAAGCAAAAAUUAUCAUUAAGAGAUAGAAAGUCCAUCAAAACCUCCACCAUCUUGUCUGCUUUCAACACCAUUUUCAACUUAUUGCCACAAACUUCCAGAACCAGACUCACCAUAUUACAUCAAAUCUUAAACGUGGUUGAAACUUCCAACUUCGACUACAGUAUCAUUGAAAAGAACUUCGGUAGCAACCUUGUCCAAUGUGCAACUGCCGCCCAAGCUACUGAUGCUGAGGUUAAGGAACUCUUCUGGAAAUUCGUCAAUUUGGACACUAAGUACACUGAAAAGUCCUUGCACUCGAUCAAAAAAUUCACUCAAUCCCACUCAUUGAAUGUUGAAGAAUUGAAGUCCUUGAUCAAGUUCGCUUUGUCUUCUGAGACUGUCGAUAUCUCUUUCUUGGUCAACAACAAUGUUGCCAGCGCUUUGGCAGCCAACACAAACGAACCAUUGGUCAGCAUUUUCAAACAAUACAUAACUGGUGAAGUCGUUGAACAAUCCAAGAUUCAAGAUGGAUUACCAGCUGAAUUCAUUCAUAACAAGUCAAGAAUUUUGUCGUUGGCAAGAUUCUUCAGUCAAGCAUCACAAUCCAAAAUUGUUUUCCAGUACAGUGAAAUACCAAACGGUGACUCCGCCUAUGAACUCGAAUCUUUGUUGGUUACUGCUAUAAAAACCGGUGUUUUCGAAGGUAAGUUAAACCAAUUGGCUCAAACCUUUACCUUGUCUAGAGUAAACAAGUUAAUUGUUGCUGGUAAUGAUCAACAAAAUGCCGAAAGCUGGAAGGAUGCCAAGCAAGCUUUAAUUGACUGGAAAACUUCCUUGACCAACAUCAAGGACAUUGUGAAGUCCUCUAGAGAAAACAUUGUCAAUGCUGGUUCGAACUAA
Messenger RNA from Suhomyces tanzawaensis NRRL Y-17324, 1206 nucleotides. RefSeq lists its product as uncharacterized. The transcript has a single exon. Bases 1 to 1206 code for a protein of 401 amino acids. Gene Ontology annotation, cellular component: eukaryotic translation initiation factor 3 complex. Gene Ontology annotation, biological process: cytoplasmic translational initiation. The record is from RefSeq and is a predicted model, not a curated record. NCBI's taxonomy places the organism in Eukaryota, Fungi, Ascomycota, Pichiomycetes, Serinales, Debaryomycetaceae.